This is a messenger RNA of Quercus lobata, 1737 nucleotides long. Its product is annotated as amino acid transporter AVT1H-like. Gene Ontology annotation, molecular function: L-amino acid transmembrane transporter activity. The record is from RefSeq and is a predicted model, not a curated record. Gene Ontology annotation, biological process: amino acid transmembrane transport. Gene Ontology annotation, cellular component: vacuolar membrane. The transcript is spliced from 4 exons. NCBI's taxonomy places the organism in Eukaryota, Viridiplantae, Streptophyta, Magnoliopsida, Fagales, Fagaceae.
AUGGCGAGGGUGGUGAUGGCAGUGGUGGAUUGGAGACAUGCAGCGGUGGAGCAUGGCGGUGAGGUUAAGUGGGUGCAAACGCAGUGCGAUCUUGGUAUGAUCUCAGUGGUGCGGCGUGAUCUGGGCGGAGGGAGUGGCGAUGGGGGCGGCAUGAUCUGGGCUGGCCUUGGCUUGGCUAGGCGGCCGGAGCUUGGUGUCAGACUGUGUGUGGAGUUGAGUUCCCUCAAUUCCAUCACUCCAAUCUUGUUGGAACUUGUUCAAGAGUAUGUGGAAAAAAUAUCAAAGUCCAUAAGAAAUUUACUCUGCCUUCAACCAAACCGUCUUCUGCACUGUAAUGAAGUUCUUAAUGAGACACUGCAUGGUGCCAACUUGGAUGUGCAGUGGGUGAGCUCCCAUGUUUGUUUAGAGGAAAGCAAACCUUGCAUGUGUAAUCACAGCAUUAAGAACUUAGAGUUUGUCGAAAAUGGCAUAGCCAUUGAGCACAGUGUGGGGGCUAAUGGUUCCUUUGCUCAUGCUGUCAUUAAUAUGAUUAGGAUGCUCAUAGGUAAUCAAGUUCUUCCAUCAUCUAAUUAUUUAGGGCAAUUAUCAACUCCAUAUGCACUGGAAAGAGGAGGGUGGGUAUCUGCUUUUCUGCUUAUAGGACUUGGGAUAAUACAUGCAUAUACUUCUCAUCUACUAGGAAAAUGUCUUGACAAGAUCAAUCCCAAGUGAAGAAGUUUUACAGAUAUUGGAUAGCAUGCAUUUGGGAAAAGAGGAAGAGUUUUAGCUGCAACCUUCAUGUACUUGGAAAUUUUCAUGGCACUAGUGUCCUAUACAAUAUCAUUGCUUGAGAACCUUAUUACAGUACUUUCAGGGAUGCAGAUUAAGGUGCCAUGGGCUAAACUAUCUUCAUCUCAGCUCCUAACAAUAAUGGCUGUAUUCUUAAUAGCACUCCCUAGAGUGUGGAAGAGAAAUGUAUCUUCAAUAUCUUUCCUCUCAUCUGCCGGAAUUCUCAUAUCGCUUCUCAUUUUUAUAUCAGUGCCAUGCACUUCCAUUUUUGGAGGUGUAAAAUUAAAACCCAGUCACAAGAUGCCAGUCCUCCAGCUCCAUAACAUUCCUGCAAUAUAUGGGCUAUAUAUCUUCAGCUAUAUAGGGCACAUUGGUUUCCUUGAAUUAUAUAAAGAAAUGAAAGAUCCAUCCAAGUUUACCAAGGUAUCUAUUGUCAGCUUCACAAUAGUGACAGCAUUAUAUACAGUAUUAGCUUUCUUUGGAGCCAAAUUGUUUGGGCCAGAAGUCAGUCCUCAAAUCACUCACAGCAUGCCUCCACAUCUUCUUGUGACAAAGAUUGCAUUAUGGGCCACUGUGCUGACAUCCAUGACCAAAUAUGCAUUGGAAACAACGUCAUUUGCCAUUCAACUUGAGCAUAACCUUCUGGCUUCAAUGAGUUCCAAGCUAAAGAUGAUCAUAAGGGGUUGCGUAGGUUCAUUUCUACUUCUAUUGAUACUAGCACUGGCUCUUUCUGUUCCAUAUUUUGAGGACGUUCUCAGCCUCACUGGUUCCCUUGUUAGCAUUGCUAUCUGCAUAAUCUUUCCUUGUGCAUUCCACACCAAGAUUUGUUGGGGUCAAAUACCAAAACCUCUCAUAAUUCUCAACUUGACCCUCAUUGCCUUUGGCUCUCUUCUUGGGGUCUUUGGUGCCGUUUCCUCAUCCAAGUUACUUGUGCAAAGCCUACGAAGCAGAGCUCAUCACUCAGCCUAA